Molecule: messenger RNA, 195 nt
Organism: Penicillium canescens
Lineage: Eukaryota; Fungi; Ascomycota; Eurotiomycetes; Eurotiales; Aspergillaceae
Exons: 2
Coding region: 1-195 (64 amino acids)
Source: RefSeq, a predicted model, not a curated record
AUGUCCAAUGGCCUUGUCUUGAUCGCCGGUGGCACCGGACAUGUGGGAUUCAGAACCCUUGUGACUGCCUUGAAGGCUGGCUACCACACUGAGAUUCGCUCUGCGCCAUCCAUUAAAGCCCUCAAUCUAACAGAUGAGCUUACCUUCAUCAUUGCACCAGACCUGAUGGUUGAUGGUGCAUACGCGAAGCAGUAA